Crotalus tigris (Tiger rattlesnake) is the source of this 10295-nucleotide messenger RNA. It is a transcript of the gene NIN, whose product is annotated as ninein. Bases 463 to 6627 code for a protein of 2054 amino acids. The record is from RefSeq and is a predicted model, not a curated record. Gene Ontology annotation, cellular component: centrosome; centriole; mitotic spindle pole. Gene Ontology annotation, molecular function: calcium ion binding. NCBI's taxonomy places the organism in Eukaryota, Metazoa, Chordata, Lepidosauria, Squamata, Viperidae. The transcript is spliced from 28 exons. Gene Ontology annotation, biological process: centrosome-templated microtubule nucleation; centrosome localization; microtubule anchoring at centrosome.
CGCGCGCUGAGAAAGGGGGCCGUUCUCUUGAGCGGCUGGGAGAGAGGUUCAAGGUGCGCGGGGGAAGCUACUCCCGGCUACGGAGGGCGGCUGGGAUUCGAGCGAAGGAGCCGCGAUUGUGUGCCCGGCGCGGAUUUGUCAGGUGGAUGUGAAGGCGGCGUUCACGUGUGGAUGGGAGGGGAGGAAGGGGGGGCUGACGGAUCCAGACGGAGGAGAGGAAAAUCAGAGGCGGCUCACCUCUUCCCCCUCUGGGGCCGCCCCUUAGAGAUGCUAAUAUCCUUCCAGUCCUCUCACCCCCCCCACCACCCAAGACCCCGGCCCCGAGACGGAGGGCUGCGACAAAAGCCUCGUCUUUUGGGCCCUGGCAGGAUUGCUGAAAGCGGCGGCGAGAGUAGUAGCAGCAUCGGCGGCGGGAAGGGUGACGUGUAGUUCCCGAGGCAGUGAAGCUUGGUGGGCUAUGGGAUGGAUGAAGCUGAGCAGGACCAGUACGAAGCCCAACUGAAAGAGCUCUUUGACAGCUUCGAUGUCACUGGCACUGGCUCUCUGGGGGAGGACGAACUGACCGAACUUUGCCACGUGUUGCAUCUUGAAGAAGUAGCUCCAGGAGCAUUGCAGGAGACCCUUCUGCAGGACGGUCUCCCUAGGCGGGUCCACUUUGAUCAGUUUAAAGAUGCACUAAUCCUCAUCUUGUCUAGCACAUUAACAAAUGAAGAGUCCUUUCAGCAACCAGGAGUGUAUUCCACUACAAAGCAGAGGUAUCUACAGAGAGAUGGUGAAAAAAAUCAAUACGGGAGCCACUGCCAUACAAUGGAAAGCCAACACAUUGUGAACACUCCUGAAGAAACUACAAGGGAAAUAGGACCAAAAUUGCUACCUUGGAAUAACUUUCUCCAGUGUGAUAUUUUCCAAAUGGCUAUACUGACUGUAGCGAUGAGAGGUGUUACAGUUCAACCCCACUGUAAGCGGCCAGAUUCUUCACCUGAAGCUCAGCCCAAAUACAUCAAGAAUGGAAAGCGCUAUGGGAGGCGGUCCUUACCAGAGUUUCAGCAAACCGUGGAGGAAUUUGCAGAGGUGACAGUGAUUGAGCCUUUGAACAAGGAUGCUCUCUCAUCCCAUCUCUCCAACAAUGACUGUGAUGAGCAUUGGCAAUCACAAGACAGUGAAGAAUAUGAAGCUGAAGGCCAGUUGAGGUUCUGGAAUCCUGAUGACUUGAAUACAUCUCCAAAUAUCUUCCCUUCUCAGGAUUGGAUAGAGGAGAAGUUGCAUGAGGUUUGCAAGAAUCUUGGAAUCUCCCGAGAUGGUCACUUGAACAGAAAGAAGCUUGUCUCCAUUUGUGAGCAGUUUGGUUUGCAGAAUAUUGAUACUCAGAUGCUGGAGGAAAUGUUUCGCAACCUUGACCACAACAAUGGCACAAUGAGCAUUGAAGACUUUUUCUAUGGGCUCUUUAAAAUUGGGAAGCCUCUCCCACCUUCUGCCUCCACUCCAUACAGACAAUUGAAACGGCAUCUUUCUAUGCAGGCCUUUGAUGAAAGUGGGAGACGUACCACCCCUCCCUCAGCAAUGACAAGUACAAUCAGCUUCCGUGUCUUUUCCAGCCUGGAUGAUGGGAUGGGCUAUGCUGCAGUGGAACAAAUUCUUGAUGCUUGGCAAGAACAAGGCAUAGAGAAUAGUCAGGAGAUCCUGAAGGCCUUAGAUUUCAGUUUGGAUGUAAAAAUUAACCUGGCUGAACUGACUUUUGCCCUGGAAAAUGAGCUUCUCAUAGCCAAGAAUGGGAUAUACCAAGCAGCCCUGGCUGCUUUCAAAAUGGAGAUUCGGCAUUUGAUAGAACGGGCUGAUCUAGUUCUAAGGGAAAAGGACAAACUACUUCUGGAUUUGGAGAAAGUGGAGAAAAGAGCAUCCCUAAUGGCCACCGAAGUGGAUGAUCAUCAUGCUGCCAUUGAACGCCAAAAUGAAUACAAUCUAAGCAAGCUGGAUGAGGAGUACAAAGAUCGUGUUGCAGCUCUCAAAACAGAGUUUCAGAAAGAUUGUGAGCGGAUACAGCAGCAGGCCAGCAAGCAACAAGCAGAACUGGAGCAGGAGAUAGAGAAGAUGAAAACCGAAGAGAAUUAUCUCCAGGACCGCCUUGCUCUGACCUUGAAGGAAAAUAGUCGCUUAGAGCAUGAGCUCCUGGAAACUGGAGAGAAAUUGGUGAAGUAUGAAAGCAUGAUGAGCAAACUGCAGAAUAAUUGGGAAAAUGUCUUAGUAGACAAGUUUGGAGACCUAGAUCCUGGCAGUGCAGAGUUCUUCCUUCAGGAGGAGCGGCUGAGUCAGAUGAAGAAGAAAUACGAACAGCAGUGCAGGGAACUUCAAGAUCACAUAGAUGAACUUCAAUCUCAACUGGAAGAAUAUCAGAUACAAGGCAGAAUUAUCCGACCUUCACUGCAAAACACUCUCUAUGAGGAGCUCAAUGAUUGUGGAGUGCAAAGUAGUCAAGAGCCUGCUUCUGAGGACUGCAGCCAUCUAAACAUGAGCAUAGAAGCCGAAAUAAUUAUUGAACAACUAAAGGAUAAGCUUCACCAGGAUGUCUACAACUUGCAGCAGGAGCUUGAAAACACAGUAUGCCAUUAUGAAAAGCAGCUUGAGGAGACCAAAGCCAACUAUAAAGAGGGACAAAAGAACUUCCAGCAGGAGUACUGUCAGGAGAGACAAGUGUUAGAAGAACAAAUUGAGUGUCUGCACAUCCAGAUUUCUGAGCUUCAGGGACAGCUGGCAAGCCUGAGGCAGGCCAGCUCCCAGCAGAGUGUGGAAGGGAACUGUCUCCAGAUAUGCAUGGAUGAGAAGGCUAGCCUUAUAGAAUGCCUGAGGAUUGAUCAUGAGAGGGAGCUCCAAGCCAGACUGAAAGAGGCAGAAGAAAACUUUAGUCAUGAGAAGGAAGAGUUGAUUCAGUCUAAAUCCUGGCUGGAAGAAAGAAUGAGAACUUUAGCACAGGCCAUCCAAGAAGAAAAAAUGGAGCUAGAAAAUGGGUUCCAUGAGAAGUUGCAAAGGCUGAUGGAGAAGCAUGCCCUGGAGAUGGAUCAGCUACAACAAGAGCUACUAAGAGUGCAUCAGCAAGAGCUCCAGGAACAAAAGAUAAAAAUGGAAAAUGAGUAUAAUGGAAGAAUAUUUCAGAAAGAGGAAUGGUUCACCGCUGAACAACAAACACUUACAAGGAAGUAUGAGGAAACCAUAAACAAACUUAAGGAUCAGCAUCAACAAGAAUUGCUGAAGUUCUCUAGGCUGCAGUUAGAUGAGAAAUCCCAAUGGGAAUCGGAAAAAAAUGAAAUUCUCCAGGAAGGCAUUGAGGUCCAAGCAAAAUGGAAAGAAAAACUGGAAAAAGAGAAAGCAAUAUCUUUAUUACUGGAACAAGACAAGAAACUUCUAGAGACAAAUUACAAGGAGCAAGUGAACUUGUUGAUCUUGGAGAAAAAGCAACUUCAACAAGAGAUUCAGGACAUGAAAAAACAAGAAAGUGAAUUGUGUGAGAAACCUCUGAAGAAGUUUGAGUGUGAGAUGGGGCUAAGGAAAAGAGAAGAAAUGCCAACAUUAGAGGAAGAACAAAAGCAACUUAGCAAAAAGCUUGGAAGACUGGAAACAGAAUUUGCACAUGAACAAGAAGAACAGAAUUCUAAGACUUUGGAGUAUUUGAAGCAAGAGAUGCCCAGCAGAGCAACAGAAGAAAAAAAUGAAUUGAAAUCAAAGAGUUUAGUGCUUGAAAAUAAAAUAGAAGAUCUACAGCAGGAAUUGCAAUGUCAGUCCAAACUGCAAAGCAAUCUUGUUUCUUUAAACAAGGAUGAGGAAGCAAAAGAAAGUGACUUUCUAGAAUCCGUCAAGCCCCAGGACCCUGGAAAGGAGAUAAAUGUUCUUUCAAAACAAGAAAUAGUUCAAGAUCCAGGAGAAGAAAAUAGUGUAGGAACUACCUUUCUGAUGGAUGACUCAUUGAAAGAACCAGAAAAAGAAUCAUCCCAAUGCCCUGGAUUCAUCCCAUUAGUUCCAGAAACAUUUGUAAGUGCACAGCUCCUAAAUGUAACUGACAAAGACAGCAGUCAAGUUGUAACAGAAGAUGGAAUGAAAAUAUUAGACAAAAUUGCACUUCCAAACAUAAAAAAUGGAGGGACAACAGCUGAAGAAACCAUGGAGACUUCACAUGUCUUGCAGAAGGCCUAUGAAGAAAUUUUGGCAGAGAAUGAAGCCCUUAAACUGCGACAGAAUCAGCUUUUGGAGAGGAUCAUUCUGCUAGAAACUGAAUGCAAUCAAGCAGCUCAUGCUCGACAAGACAUGGCUUCACAGGUUCAGAAGGAGCUGGAGGAGAUCCUUAAAACUAUUCCCCAGCCUAAUGUGUUGGCAUGUGAAAGUGAUGAGAAGGGGGGAAGUUUACACUGGGAAAAAUUGCCUACUGGCUGUGCAACCAAAAACCAAAUGCUCUUUGCUGAAGCUUUGGAUGCUGAUUUAAGUGUUGAGGAAAUGAGUGCCUACUCUCUUUUAUUAGAGGCAGAUCAUGGAGAAGCUAGAACUGACAAGGGAGACCUCCAUGAUGUAGUAUCAGGAUUUUGGGAUGUGGAUAUGAUGGAAGAUGCAGACUCCAGAAUAGGAUCUGAAAUCUUCCAAUUUCCAGAAGAACUCAAACUGGAAAACCAAGCCCUAAAAACAGAGAUAAUCAAAUUGUUAGAGCGUAACAAUAAAUUGGAGGGAUACAUGCCAAUAUUUAUAAGCCUGCAGUCCAGGCUAGAUGAAACCAACCAAGACUGCUUAACACUUAAGGAGGAGAAAGGGCAACUGUUACAGAAAGUGAAAGACCUGGAAAAGAAACAGGACCAAUUGGUGAUGGAAAAUGCCAACCUGCAAAAGUCAAAGCUGAUUUUGCAAAGCCAGCUUGGCAAACUAAAUGAGUUCAUGCUGAAUCUGCAACCCCAGAGGAGUGGACGGCUGAGCCGUUGUGAGAAUGUCACCAAAGAUGCAGAAGUGGACAGGAAAGGGCUUCAUGAGCUGAACAAGAAGCUCAAAGAGAAAAUAGCAGUGCUCCUGAAGCAGAAAGGCACCCAUACUCAGGAGAAGGAGAGUCUGAAUGCUGUUCUUCAGAGUUUGCAGAGCACCUACAAUGAGCAGCUUCAGAAGAUUGAGUUUUUGAGGGAAAAAACAGAGGCCGUGCUGAAGGAGAAAAUGGUCGUGCAGAAGAUAGCUGAAAGCUUGAAGAAGCAGGUAUCUGAACUGAAAGCCAGGAAUCAGCAAUUAGAAUUGGAAAAUGCUGAACUUGGCCAUCGAAAUUCUCCAAGUCGAGCAGAUAUUCAAGAUUCUAACCAGCAGCUUAUGAAAACAUUUCGGCAAAAGGAAAAGGAAGCUAAGAAAUACAUGUCAGAAGAAUGGGAAAGAGAGAAUUCCCAGCUCAAAGAAGAACUGGAGAACUCUAAUAUUCAGUCCUCUUCAUUGGUCUCAUCCUUGGAAACAGAGCUGGGUCAGCUCAGAAUUCAGGUUCAUGGUCUGGAGCAGGAGAACCAUUUCCUCAAAGAAGAACUGGAGAAUGUAAAACAGCUACCCAGUUGCCUAGAUCUCUCUGAGCUGGAGAGUGAGAUUUCCAGUGUCAUCAUAAAAAAUCAGAAGCUACUGAAAGAGAAAGAAGCCCUCAGUGAAGAGCUGAACCGGUAUAUGGAGAAGGCAACUAAAGUGGCCUUCCUAGAGAGCCUCACUGCUUCUCUGAGAGAGGAGAACUCAUCUUUGGAGCACCAGAAUCAGCAUCUGAAAGCACAAAUGGCAGUAUCACAAGACAAGAUCCAGAAUUUUGAUGAUAUUGUGCAAAAUGUCAGCCUUCAGGUAUCCAGGCUCAAAUCAGACCUGAGGGUUACCCAGCAGGAAAAAGAGAAUCUAAAACAGGAAGUGAUGUCAUUGAAUAAGCAACUGCAAAUGGCCAAUGAGAAGAGUCGGUUCCUGGAAGCAGCCAUGCAUUCAUCAGGGAUACAGAAUCAGCAGAAGAAGCUUUGUUGGGGUGAACUGGAGCUGAUCAAGCAGGAGCAGCAGCUUCUGAGGCAGGAGAAUGAGCAGCGGCAGAGGGAAUUCCAGGAUGCCAAAUCGGAGCUAUCUCAUUCUAGGGAAAAGCUGCUUCACUCAAACUCCAGCAUGAUGCUUAGCCCACCCCAGCACCCUCGAGAACUGCAGGAGAUCCAGCAGCAAGGAUGUCCUGUUAUCCCAUCUGAACAAUACCAGCAGCUCCAGCACCAGUUCCUACAGGCAGAGAGAAGGUGUCAACGCCUGCAGGAGGAGCUUGAGAAUCGGCCCUUGGAAACAAACAUGCCCCAGGGUGGAUAUGAGCAGCUACUACAGACUAUGGAGAAACGCAUGAUGGAUGUUGAACAACAGUUGAGGCUGGUAAAACAGCUUCUCCAGGAUAAAGUCAACCAGCUGAAAGAACAGCUUGUAAGAAACACAAAAGCUGAUGAAAUGGUGAAGGAUCUCUAUGUUGAGAAUGCUCAGCUGCUAAAAGCUUUGGAGUUGACAGAACGGAGGCAAAAGAUGGAGGAGAAGAAGAACUAUCUGCUGGAAGAAAAAAUAGCCAAUCUUGGCAGAAUAGUCAAGAAUCUGACCUCCAAUGUAGGAUCAUCAGCUCAGCUGGGAUCUUAGUGCCUUUCUUUACUUGCACUUAACUAUAGCACAAACAUGUCUUGACCAUUUAUUUUCUGCCGUAUUGCAAGACAUAACCUUCAACUCAUCACCAGCCUAUGUGUGAAACUUCUUAAGUAAUAGUUAGCUAUACCAGUGUUAAAAUAGUAUUUCCUUACUUAUUUUGACUGUAGGUUCAGCUCAACACAUGUACAAUUUGUUAGACUUAUUGGAUUAUCCAUUACUUUAGAAGAAAGUCAGAUGACCAAAAUGACUUGAAACAAAGGCAAUAGAGAUUGGAUAAGGAUGGGCAAUUGAAUAGCAAAUUUCAUGCUGGUAUAGUCCCCAAAAGGUGUAGAUAGCAUUUCAGGGGUGGGGAAAGGCCGUAAGCUAAUUACCUGUUUAUGCAGAAUUAUGCACUUUAUUGAAAGGUGAACAUUUCAUCUAUUUUAAUGCUGCAUUUUGAUAGUUGAAACUUUGGGACUGUUUGUUCUGUGGUCAGAAAUAAUCUCACUACACACACCAAACAUAAAUCCCAAACAAAGUGCCUUACUUUAUAUUUUUUUGGUUUGCAUAAUAGUUUGGAAUGAUGUGUGGGGGCACCACGGCCUAAGAGGUUUCAUCUAUUAUCCACUCACCAUACUACUGAUUCACUUUCCAUGAGCCUUCUAUCCAUUGCCCUGAAUGCCCAAAGCUUCCAUCCACUACUGAAGUUUCAGAGACAGUACUAAUAUGAACACACUUGGAAGAAAAUUUGGAAAAGUGUACAUCUUCUGUUUUCCCAGAUCCAUUCAAAAGAACAAUGGUAGCCCAAACACCACCUUUUUGCCAGUUUUUAGGAUAGCUAGACUAGAAACUCUCUGGUCUUUCAGCUGACAAACACUAGAAGAGACAGGUUAAGAAAGUAGGUGGACAUCAGAAAUGGAGAAGAAAAAUCAAAGGAACACCAGAGCAAGGAUCAGUGGUAUAAAGCAGCUUGACUCUUAAGGGAAAACCACAGAUAGCUCUCUUCACUCCCAAAUUGUCCCACUCUCAAGGUAAUCAUCUCAAUGUCACUAAGGGGUAAUUGUACAGGCUAUAAUCAACUUACAACCAUUUAACAACUGUUUGAAGUUACAAUGGCACUAAGAAAAGUGACUUAAUAUCAGUCAUUGCACUUACAACCAUUGCAACAUUUCAGGGAUCACAUGAUCAAAAUUUGGGUGCUCGGCAACCAGCAUGUAUUUAUGAUGGUUACUGCAUUCCAGGGUCACAUGGUUGUCAUUUGCAAUUUUCCCAGAUACAUCUGACAAAGUUAAUGGGGGAAGUCAAAUUAUUUAACAAUUGCAGUGAUUUGCUUAACAACUGUGGCAAAAAGGUUGUAAAAUCAGGCACAACUCAAUUGCUCUUCUUAGCAAUGGAAAUUCUGAUUCCAGUUGUGGUCGUAAGUCAAGGACUAUGGAAAAGUUGCGACAUAAGGCUGUAGGAUAUGAAAACUGCUGAGAAAACAAAGAACAGUUCCAAAAUUCUGAUGCUAUCUGGCACCAGUGAUUUUUACUGUCAGCAUCCCCACUGCUGUGUUAAUGGUUGCAGAGGACAGGAAAAAAUGUCUUAAUUUGCAGGACAAGCUAUUAGUUAGUCGUAGAACAUUCUUUGCAUGCAGAACAUUCCUCUUAAGAAUCUUAAAUUCCAAUAGUCUGUAUAUACAGCAGCAAAGCUUCAUGUGAUUAUUAAGGAUUAUAAACAUCAGGGCUGAGAAGUAACUGACCUUCAGAUACUAAAUCUGAAUACUGCUUGUAUUUUUACUAAUAUUUUCAGGAACCAAAAUUUCUGAUGUAUACAUUUGAAGAAAGUAAACUGCAUUCUUAAAGAGAAUGCUUCUGUUUGAAACCAGAAGUGACUAACAAUGAAUUUUGGACUGCCAAAUUACUUGGCUUGUUUUUUGUUUUAAAUUUCAUGAUUUUAUUUUAAACAUCAAUUUCAUAUUUGACAAUCUGGAUUUACUGUGAUUUAUUGUAGUCAGAGUUUCUAUUUAUACAUAUGGAUUCUUAAUCACCCGAUCAUUGUCUCUUAGCAAUGGAAAAAGAAUAGUUGCUUGCUUUCUCCAUGCUACAGCUACACUGAAUGUGUGACCUGUUUUUGCCACACUACCAUAUAACUUGAAUAAAGAAUGCAACCAGUGAGACUAAGGCUAAAACAUGUUGUAGAUCAAAAUAUCUGCAGAACAUUUAAUUAGCCAAUUGUGCCUUAUCCUGUUUGUAGCUGCUUCUACAUGUAAAGCAUGUUGAUUCCACCUCUAUAAUAGAUUCAUUCAGAAUUCUGCAGAUGGAAACCUAAUUCCUUCUAGCGUACCAAAUAAUGGUCAGUAGCAUCAGAAAAAGGUCAGGGAUCUCCAAGUAAUUUUGAUGCACUUACUUUUUUGUAAAGAACACUUGUGGAAAGAACUAACCACUGUUGGUAGUUCUUAUUUAGUGCUGGCUAAAAUGGACAGCUUUUUUGUGGAUGGGACCAGAAUUUCUUGGGAGAGGUUGUUGCUGUGGGGAAUGGGAUUAAGAAUGUUGUAAUUAUUAUUAUUGUAAAUAAUAUUUAACUGUUUUACACUCAGUUUAGGGUUUGCACUACACCUUCCAAUUCUUUCCCACUUCAAAUAAUAGAAAGCUAUGCCAGCAAUUUUCAGAAAUUAUGAUUAGAGAUGGAUAAACAGAAGGGGCUACAAAAAUGGGUUUCAGGAGUCUGACUCCUGCCCCUAGGCAACUUUCCCCAACUGGAUGCAAGUCAGAUAUUUUAAGAUCCUUUAGAAGUUUAGAUUCUUAGCAUGGUAUCUGGGAAUCCUGAGAGUUGCACUUCCAAGGCAUAUUGACAGCAUCAGAUUGAGUAAUGGUGUCUCUAACUUCUCUAAACUUUGAACAAGUUCCCAAAGGGUUGCACGUGCACAGAAAAUUAGGUGAUAAAUAUGGUAAAUUUGUCAUGCAAACACAGCCAUUGUUUUUGUUUUGCAUGCGGCUGAAGAAAAACUGACUCAGCUAAAAUAGAACUCUUUUUUUCACUUAGUUUUUUUUUUUUUUUGCAUGGAUAUGUAUCAUUCCAAAGCUUUUUAAAGCAAGAGUCUCUAAACUUGGCAACUUUAAGACCUGUGGACUUCAACUCCCAGAAUUCCCUGGUCAACUAUACUAUACCAGCUGGGGAAUUCUGGGAAUUGAAGUCCACAAGUUUUAAAGUUGCCAAAUUUGGAGAGUCCUGAUCUAAAGCAAGCAACUUAAUAUGGUAGGCUGGUUAAAAUGCUAGACUGAAAGCAUGGAAACCUACUCCACCAUUAUCACUCCCAUCCAUGGGCACUCACACAAUAUCUCAGACUAACCUACCUCACAAAGUGAUUGUUGUGAGGAUAAAUUGAAAGUAGACUCCGAUGUGAAAGAAGGAUAAUCCUGUGGGCUUCAAAACUCUCCUCCAAAAAAAAUGACUGAUGCCAUUGCUAUAUUAUUUGGAGCAAUGUGGUAAGGCAUUCUAUUUGCCAGAUAGCUUAUCUUGUUAUGAUGUCCCAACCAGCAUCAUAGGAUUUCUAUAGCUGCCUCUCAGAUUCAUUAAUUGAGAUUAAUGUUGCCAUUUUAUCAGAUUUGUAUUUGAUAUAAAUAUUUUGUUUCUAUUGUACACUGCCCUAAAAUUAACUGGAGGAUAAACAGUAUUAAAUAUGUUUAAAUACAUAAAACCAA